AUGUGCAAUAUGGAGAUAAUGCAAUUAAAUUAUUAAGAUGAUUGUAUGAAUUAUUAAUAUUUUAAUAUUGAAAAAUAUUCAAAAGAAAUAUUCGGAAAUUUUUAUAUUAAUAACAAUUAAAGAAAAUUUGAUUAUAUGAUAAAACUAUUAAAAAAAUAUAUAAAUGAUUAAAAAUAAAUGAUUUUAAUAUUUAUAAUAAAUCCUGAAAAUACUUCCAAGUUUUACGCAAUAAAGUUAAUUGUAAAUUCAGACAUUUUUAUAAAUGCAAACAGUUUUGAAAUAAAAAUUAUUUAUAACUACCAUUUAGAAGAAGAUUUUUAAAAAUUUAAAAUAUACAAAUUUUAAGAAGAAGAUUUCUCUUUUAAAUUAUAAAUUCGUAAAUAAAAGUAAAUCAGCUUUUAUGAUAUUAAUAAUUAAAACGUUUAAAAAACCCUUCAGAUAAAUAAGUCGUAUCCUAUUAAAUACUGUGCAUGGGUUAAUACAACUCCUGAACUAUAUUAUAUUAUCAACUUUGAUAACGAAAUAGAGUUUUACAAACAAAAUAGUGAGAUACUAACAAAAUUUAAUCUAAAAAACUUUCUUUUUAGUGUCGACCAUAAACUUUAUGAUGUGGCAUAAGUUCGAAUACUAGUAAAACAUUAUUUUGAGGAUAAUUUUAUAUUAGCUGUAGAGAAUUAUAUAAUGUUAUUUAACCUAUAAUUUAAUAAAAGGAAAUAAUGUUUUUAAAUUAACUUUAUUUAAAAAGACGGAAACAUAUUAUAUUUUAAGAGAAUUUCUCGAUUUUCAAAUCCAAAAAAAUAUGAUAUUUAUGUAACAAAAAAUUAAUCUAUAAUUUUAAAAACAAACGAAAAUAUACAUAGAUUUAACGGAUUUUUCGAAGAUUAAAUUAUUUCUUUAAACCACGUUAACAAUUAUAUUCCUUUACCUGAAAACUUUUACAGAAAAAUUGUUUCUUCUUUUUAAAUAAUACCACAUCAUCAUCCUGAAUUUAUUUAUGAAAUACUCUCUAUGGGAAAUUUCGAAUUAGCUGAAAUUAUUUUACAUAAAUGUCUUUAAAGUUUAAAAGAAAAAGGAUACAUUUCUUCAAAAUUUUCUAUUAAUAUUGAAAGAUUAGGUGAUCUCUUCGAAAAAGCAACAUCCUAAACUUUAAAUAUAGAAUAGGAAUUUUAAGAAAAUACUUUGAAUUUAGUCAGAUAUAAUACUAUUUAUGCACCCGAUACUUAACCUGUUAUAAUAUAGAAUGAAAUUGUAAACAGUAUUAACCUUGCUGUUGAAAAUGAAAAUUAAAAACCUUUUUUAGAAAUACUUUAAAAUAUUCUUUAAUCAGAAAAGUAAUGCUUUAAUUUAAAUGAAAAUGACCCUGUAUUUUUGGAAACUUUAGUAGAAUAUAUGUUUUAUUAGAAACAAAAUAAAAGAACUUUGGACUUUUUUGGAGCCCUUUUUUUAUUUUAUGUUCGUGUAUUUAACAUUAUGAGAUUUCAUGUAGCAAAUAAAUCUAAAAUAAAAGCACUUUAAACAAAAGAAAUUGUUUGGGCCUUCCAUUCAGACCAAAAAGAAUCUCUAGUUUAAGAAUGCAUUGAUAAAAUACUUCUUUAGAAAGGUCCAAAUAGUUUAUCUUGGGAUUUAUUAAAAAGAUAUUGUGUAGUUUUAUGGCACGAUAAUUUAGAAUAAAUAAGAUCUUACAUAGAAAAAAUAGCAUAAAUAGCUUAUACAAAAACUAAAGAUCCUAGUAAUGCAGUUUUAUGGUAUUUAUUAUUAGGUAAAAAAAACAUUUUAGCCCUUCUAUACAAGAAAGAAAUAGACGCGAAAUGCCAAGCAAUAUACAAGUUAUUAUAGAACAACUUUAACGAUCCAAAGAAUAAAAACAUAGCAAAUAAAAACGCAAUGGUUCUUUUAUAAAAAAAGCAAUAUGAAAUGUGUGCAGGGUUUUUCCUUUUAGGAGGAUUUCUAUAAGAUGCAGUGGAUAUUAUGAUUGAAAAAUUAGAAGAUAUUUAAUUAGCUGUACUUGCUUGCAGAUUAUUUGAAAACGAUAAAGAAAAGCCUAUUUUUAGAAAACUCAUUCAAGAAUAUUUUAUUAAAACAGGAAAACUUACUAAUGAUAUAUUUCUUUAACAUAUAGGAUUUAAUAUGCUAAACGAACAUGUAAAUUCUGUUAAUUCUUUAUACGAUUUUUCUUUUGAUAACAAUUAAUCUACUCAAUUUGCUGCUGGAGGAAAAAAAAUAUGUUUAACUUGGUCUGCUAAAUUUGAACCAGAAUUAAGCUUCUUUCAUCCUUCAGCGAUUAUUUUGGCUAAUAAAUUAAGAGAUUCUUUAAAAGUGAAAAGAGAAUUAGAAAACGCAAAAUAAAAAAAUGAAUAAUAAAGCGAUAUUUUUGAUGAUUUCUGGGGGGAUGAUAAUGAUCUUAUGAAAGAAGAUAAAAAAUAAAAUAAAGAACCAGAAGUUUAUCUAAAAGAAAAUCUAAAAGCUCAUUUUAUUUAUGCUUAAGAAUUUUAUCUUAACAUAAACUAACCAAUAAUGGGUUUAAUAUUUUAUAAAACGUACAAAAACUAAAUACAAAUUGAUGAAUAAAGCAAUCAUCUCUUAAAUAAAUUAGUUUCUAAAAAUUUAGAUUAUUUAAUUGAAUAAGCUUUAGCUGACAAUAAUCAAGAUCGCUAUUUUCAAAAUUUACUCCAAGAUAUAUUAGAACUGAGUAAAUAUUUAGGCUUAAGUAAAAAAUAAUUACAAGAAUAAGUCAUAAAUAAAAUUGAAAAUAUGAAAACCUUAUCAAUAUCAAUAUCAAUAAAUAUAGCCUUGAAUAAGAUAGACAAAGCAAUUGAUUUACUAUGGAAUUUCAUGAUUUAAUCAUAGCAUUUAUUUUAUUAUUACACACAAGAUAAUUCCAUUAAGUUAAAAACAAGGUAAUAUUGGGCAAAUGUUAUUUAUGCAACAAACUAAAUUCACACAUCAAUAAAAUACUUAGAAGAAUCUAUAUUUGCAAAAGAAGAUAAUGUGAGAAAAUAAUUGGAUAUUCUAAAAUUUUAUUAAAUUUUUUGUUAUUUUAUAGUAAAUGCAGGACUUGAUUAAUUCCAAGAAUUAUGUAUUUUAUAAAAAGAGAUUUCUGAAUUUAUUGAAGUUUCAAUUUUCUAAUAAAAAUCUUUGACAAUAAAAUACGUCCUUAAUAUUCCAAAACUUCUCGAUGAGGUUAAUAAAAAGCGGGAAUUAAAAUUUAAAGAUUAAAAGGCACAUAAAUUUACUGAUCUUUUUGCAGAAGCAUUCCCUUCUAGCCCCUAUUUAAAUAUUGAUUAAUAUGAAAAGGAUAUUAAUUAAACAUAAAAUAAUAACGAAAAUAACAAUAAUAUUGAUGGAAAAUAUAAAAUGAUUCUUUUUAGUCUCUUAAGAUAUUUAUCAGCGAAAAAUUUCGAAAUAAAUACUUCUAAAAGGCUUAAAGGUUGUGAAGGAGUAAUGAAGGCUUAAUUAGAUAAAAUAAAUUAUCUAAAUGUUCUUAAAUACAUAGAGUUUUAUGCCAAAAAUCAAAAAAAAAUAUUAAAGGCAUUAAUGAAAAGAUUUACUACAUAAGAACAAAAUCGAAUUAUUUAAGAAAUACAAGAAAUCAUGAAUGAUUCAAAUUAUUAUAAACACUCGUUUAUUUUUAAAGAUUUAGAUACUUAUUUUGAUCCUUAAAUUUUAUUAUAAUUCAAAAGAGAUAUGGAUUUCGAUAAACUUUUUGCACAUUUAAACGUAAAAAUUGUGAUUUAAUAAUAUCGAAAGCCUAAUCAAGAAUGGUCUUAAUAUAUAGAAAACAAUAGAUAAUUAUUAUUUAAAAAUGGAAUCGAAUUAAUUAAAAUUAAAUCUGAAAUUAUUAAAGGAUGGUGUGUUAAUUAACAUUUAAACUCUAAUCGAGAAAUAAUUUGUUUAUGCAAUAAAUAAUUAAAGAAAUAUGAUUUAUUUGAUUAACUACUUAAUAAAAAUAGAAAUUAAGAAGGCCAUAUCUUAAUUGAUGAUGUUUAUUUUUAUACAUAUUUUUUUUUUAAUUAUUUUUCUAUUUUAAGGAAUCUUCUCAAUAUAAUGAUAAUUUUAGUAAAGAAGAAGUCAAAAAAAUUAAUAAUAUGUAAUUAGAUAAUAAAGGAAUUCCUAUUAAAUUGGCUUAAAUAUGAAAUUAUUUAUAUAAAGAAUGGAACAAAUAAAGCCUUUAAUGAAGAUUUUUCAAGUAUAAUUUCACAUCCAAAUUUGCCAUUCUUUUUAAUUGGAACUAGAGGUGCAGUUUAAGUUUGGGCAUUUAUUUAAUUUGUUUGUGUUGCGGAAUUUUAAACCUAAAAUAAAGAAUAAAUCGUUCUUUUAAAAACUUCUCGUUUUGGAGAUAAAAUCGCAGGCUUAGAUUCUUCUGGAAACUUUUAUAUGUGGAAAUUCCAUAAAUAGUAACUUUCUUUUAAUUAAUAUAUCAUUUAAUUUUUCAUUUAUACAAAAAGUACUAAAUAUUUAGGACCGUUUUACGUAUUACCCACAAAUAAGUAAAAACAAAUAAACGAUUUUUGCUUUCUUAAUCAUGGUUCUAUAAUUGCAACUAUAUCUAAUAAUUCAUUUUCUAUAUAUGAUCUAUUAUUAAUGCCUUAAAAUGUAUUUUUAUUUUAUGUAUAUUUAUUAACUUAUUGA
Messenger RNA from Ichthyophthirius multifiliis, 4629 nucleotides. Its product is annotated as WD repeat protein. Lineage: Eukaryota; Ciliophora; Oligohymenophorea; Hymenostomatida. The record is from RefSeq and is a predicted model, not a curated record. Gene Ontology annotation, cellular component: RAVE complex. The transcript has 5 exons. Gene Ontology annotation, biological process: vacuolar acidification. Gene Ontology annotation, molecular function: protein binding.